Messenger RNA from Syngnathus acus (greater pipefish), 4145 nucleotides. It is a transcript of the gene ubtf, whose product is annotated as upstream binding transcription factor. Lineage: Eukaryota; Metazoa; Chordata; Actinopteri; Syngnathiformes; Syngnathidae. The transcript is spliced from 22 exons. The record is from RefSeq and is a predicted model, not a curated record. Bases 558 to 2738 code for a protein of 726 amino acids.
GGACAAUUCCCUUCAACGUGCAAAGGUAUCGAGGUCCACUUAAUAACACACGCAAUACUUAGACGUACAACAAAAAACAACUUUAAUGAACCAAAAACAAUGUCAAGUCUAACCAUAUAAAGUUCGAGAUUUGAGGUUGUCAGAUGCUUGUUCGGUUGUGUGGAAAGCGUUGCAAAUAUCGGCAGCGGAGCGGACAUGAUGGCCGGCACCGGUCCGGGUCGGUCCGUCCGACAAAAUGGAAGACGCCUCGGCGCCGACAAACGGUUGACUGGAUGGAGGGCUGCGAGUGCGAUGUAGGCGGGGAAACAAUCAUCUCUGCGGGGACUGGAGCCGAGGACCAACGGCGCAGUACUGGCGAUGAUUGUUCGACCCUCCCCUUCUUCCUCUCCAACGAAGCCGAGAAGCAGCGAGCCCCGGACGACCAAGCGCCUCGGUGAACCCGCCUAUUUAGGCGUCUCUUUUCGGCUCAACUUAAAGGCGCCUCGUAUUUCCCCCCCCCUUCGUUUCCCGGGCCGCCAUUUGGACCUUAUCACGACUAAACAAAGGAUCACCCACAAAUGAAUGGAAACAUGGAGGCAACAUCCCAACCUCAAGUGUGGGCCCAGGACGACGUGUUCCAAUUGCUGGAGUCCAUGAAGUUGGCACUCCCGCAGAAGGACCUGACCAAGUACAAGAGGUCAGUGACCCACCUGGACUGGGACAAAUUGGCCUUCAACUCCUACACGGCCGAAAUGUGCAAGCUGAAGUGGCUGGAGGUCGCCAAAGAGAUCCGUAAAUUUCGGACUCUCACGGAGCUGAUAUUGGACGCUCAGGACUACAUCAAGGACCCAUACAAAGGCAAGAGACUAAAGAAACAUCCGGAUUUUCCCAAGAAGCCCCUGACACCGUACUUCCGCUUCUUCAUGGAGAAGAGGGCCAAGUAUGCAAAAUUGCAUCCGGAAAUGAGCAACUUGGAUCUGACCAAGAUCUUGUCCAAGAAAUAUCGUGAGCUGCCUGACAAAAAAAAGAAAAAAUACUUGGAUGACUUUGUGAAGGACAAAGAGGUUUUUGUACACAGCAUGAUGAGGUUCAGGGAGGAGCACCCGGAGCUGAUGGAGAGCAUGACUAAGAAAGGCUCAAAUGUUCCCGAGAAGGCCAAAACGCCUCAGCAGCUGUGGUACACCCACGAAAAGAAGGCCUUCCUCAAAGGCCACCCUGACGCUACCACAAAGGAUAUCAAGGACUACCUCAGCAAGCAGUGGACACAGCUGUCGGACAAGAAGAGACUCAAGUGGAUCGCCAAGUCGCUGGAGCAGCAUAAGCUGUACGAGGAGACGAUGCGCGAGUACAUUCAGCAGCAUCCUGAGAUGAACCUGACGCAGGGGGACAUCGUCAAGUCCACGCUGACCAAAGCCGAGAGGCACCUCAAGGACAAGUCCGACGGCCGUCCCGACAAGCCUCCACCGAACGGCUACUCCAUGUUCUGCGCCGAGCUGAUGUCCAGCAUGAAGGACGUGCCCAGCACAGAGCGUAUGGUCAUGUGCAGCCAGCGCUGGAAGCUGCUCAAGCAGAAUGAGAAGGAUGCCUACCAGAAGCGCUGUGAGCAGAGGAAGAAGGAAUACGAAAUUGAGAUGAACAGAUUCCUCAGCAGUUUGUCUGAGGAGGAGCAGCAGAGGGUCUUGGGUGAGGACAAGGGGGGCUUCAAGCGGGGCAGCGGGGCCAACAGCACAGCGUCCAGAAAGAACUCCAAAGCCAAGGCCAACGCGGAGAAACCCAAGCGGCCCAUCUCAGCCAUGUUCAUCUUCUCCGAGGAGAAGCGUCCCAAGCUGCACCAGGAACGUCCGGAUCUCUCCGAAAGCGAACUCACGCGGAUGCUGGCGCGCAUGUGGAACGAGCUGCCGGAUAAGAAAAAGGAGAAGUAUAAGCGACUGGAGGCGGUCUUGAAGGCGGGGUCGGAGAAAAAGGAGGACCGUAGUCUGCCCGACCCACCCAAGACGGCACAGGACAUCUGGCAGCAAAGCGUCAUCGGAGACUAUCUGGCCAGAUUUAAGAACGACCGGCCCAAGGCUCAGAAGGCGAUGGAGGCCACCUGGAGUACUAUGGAAAAGAAAGAAAAGAUCAUGUGGAUCAAAAAGGCGGCAGAAGACCAGAAAAGAUACGAGCGAGACCUGUGCGAGAUGCGUUCGCCCGUCGCCACCGCCGUGGCCUCUGGGAAGAAGAUGAAGUUCGAGGGCGAACCCAAGAAGCCGCCGUCAAACGGCUACCAGAAGUUCUCUCAGGAGAUGCUGUCCAACGGAGAGCUCAACCACCUGCCCAUGAAGGAGAGGAUGACGGAGAUUGGUAGCCGCUGGCAGAGGCUGCCCCUCAAGGACAAGGACCGCUACAAAAAGAUUGCAGAGGAGAUGCAGAGGCAGUACAAAGUGCUGCUUGAGCAGUGGCUGGCCAGUGUAUCUUCUCAAGUUAGGAAUUCCUACAAAGAGUACAACUCACAGAAAAGAAAAACCCCUACAAAACCAGGAGGCCCCAAGGCAAAGGUCAAGAAAUCGGACACCGAGGAAGAAGAAGACGAUGACGACGACGACGAUGAUGAAAAGGACAGGGCUUCCUCCGAAGCGGGGUCCUCCAGUGAAGAUGAUGAUGAUGACGACGAUGACAAGGACGAUGAAGACGACGACGAAGUGGACGACAAGGAGAACAAGUCAGAAGACAGUAGCAGCGAGUCCAACUCUGGCGGCUCGUCAGACUCGGACUCAGACUGAAGAGAGGCACAGGGGGCGGGACCACCGUGACGACGGGACAGACCAAGCUGAGCCACGGGGGCUUCAUUCGGGGGGGGGGGGGGGGAUCUCUGCCACUGUGCCAACCCCUGCCCAAGCUGCCACCUCCAUUUCACACCCACCCACCCACCCACUUUUUUCUCUCUCUUUCUUUUCUUUUAAUUUCUUCCCUUCAUCAGCCCCUCGCCGAGUUUUAGUCGGACCUGCAUCCCACUGGUUUGGCGAUGUUCUGAACUGACACUUAUUUGUUUUGAGUUUUAAAACAAUGUCGUCCAUUUUAUUUGAUUGUUCCACAGGGACGAGCCAGGCUUCUCGCAGCCAAAGAACACGACAAGCGGGUGGGGCACUUCAAGCAGGGAGAGGGGCGGGCAGGAUGCGAGGGUAUUUGUACUGGAAAAAGUUGCACUCUUAAGAAUGUUUCCUUGUUAAUACUGUACCCCAACCCCCCCCUUCUACUUUUUCCUCUGCUUUUGAUUUUAUCCCAUUGACUUCUUAAAGAGGUGGUAUUUUUUCAGAUAUAAAAAACAAAAAAAACAAAAACAAAAGAAGCCAUGAUGAAUGUUUUGGAUUUUUUUUUCUGUUGUCAUUGCUGGAACGUCGUUUAAAAUGCUGCAGUGCAAACAAGAUUUCAAUCUCGGUUAUUGUAUCCCCCCAAGCUUUUUCUUCUUCUUCAUCGAGGGCAGUUAUACUCAUUGAAACCGAGCACCAGUCGCAACACAAACUGUCUUGACAUUACGCCUCCUUGCAAACACACAUUUACAUUCAUUAUCACAUUUGUAAACAAAAGCAAUUCAUGGGAAGUUAUUUGUUUGGUUCUCUUAGAGGCACUGCACAUUUUGAGGUUUGUUGUUCAUUUUUAUGUCCAAACUACAAAUAAAUCAAGUUGUUGUGCAACGCUUCCUAUGUUCCCCAUGCAUGCUUUAUUUAAAAAAACACAUUUAAAUUGGGUCUUUUUAAUGUUUGAUCUUGGUUAACUCCCUCCAAAUCUUCCCUUAAUUGUAGAAUGGAUGACACAGACUACAAAAUGAAUGUACAUAUUAGACAUUUUUGCUUGGUGACACACACCAUGACUUACAUUAGUUAUAAUCUUCUGUUUGUGAUUGAAUCAAAGUUAAAAGGGAGGCGGCAGUGUGUGUUAUUCUUGUAAAUACUGUUUUAUUUUGUAUUGAGUGGUUUUCUUUUCUCCCGUCCGUUGCUUGGUUUUUGUUUUCCUUGAGAUGAAAUGUUUGAAAUGUUGAAAAAAGCAACAACAAAAAAAGCUUUACAACUUUGUACUGCUGAUCAUUUGACCAACAAAAAAAAAAAAAAAAAUCACGUUUUCUAUAGCAGAGGGUGUUAUGAUGUCCUUGUCGUUCAAGUAUUUGGGCAAAUAAACACAAUCUUGAAAAA